This is a messenger RNA of Blastomyces gilchristii SLH14081, 249 nucleotides long. RefSeq lists its product as uncharacterized. Lineage: Eukaryota; Fungi; Ascomycota; Eurotiomycetes; Onygenales; Ajellomycetaceae. The coding region runs from base 1 to 249 and encodes 82 amino acids. The transcript has a single exon. The record is from RefSeq and is a predicted model, not a curated record.
AUGCUCAAGAAGACAUUAACUUUCAAACUCUUACAGGCCCUUGUAAGCAUAGAUAAAGACCAGACUUAUGAAGACUUCUGCACACAGCUUCAGAUAUUGAAUGGCCAUCUUAUCAAGCUCAAGACUAUACAGAACAGUGGCAGAAGACAUUACACCUCAGCGAUUCAUACACCUGCGCUGAAGAACAGCAAUGAUGCAGAUGUCAUGAACCUGACACAGAUCUCUGUCAACGCGUACGAAAUACUCUGA